Hansenula anomala is the source of this 2280-nucleotide messenger RNA. RefSeq names its product flavin adenine dinucleotide transporter FLC2 (gene FLC2). Gene Ontology annotation, biological process: transmembrane transport; fungal-type cell wall biogenesis. The transcript has a single exon. NCBI's taxonomy places the organism in Eukaryota, Fungi, Ascomycota, Saccharomycetes, Phaffomycetales, Wickerhamomycetaceae. The record is from RefSeq and is a predicted model, not a curated record. Bases 1 to 2280 code for a protein of 759 amino acids.
AUGAGGUUCAAUAUCUGGUUUAUAUUCUGCUUCCUAUCAGCAGUAUUGUGUGAAAGAGUUAUCAAAACAAGUUCUCUUUUAACAUGUAUGAAAAGUUCACAAUUAACAGCCUCAUACUUUGAUGUUAGAUUUUAUCCAUCAAAUAAAACAGUGGAGUUUGAUAUCAAAGCUGUUACAACCAUUAGUGGUGAUAUUGUUGCACAUGCUACUUUGAUCACUUAUGGUAUUAAUGUCUUGGAAAAGGAUAUUGAUUUCUGUCGUGAUUUGAAUCUAAAAGAAUUAUGCCCACUGAGUGCAGGUAGAAUCGAUGUUGAUUCAAAUUAUCAAUUAGGUGAUAGUAUCAUCAAGAUGAUUCCAAAUAUUGCUUACACGAUUCCGGAUUUGGAUGCUCGUGUUAAAGUUGUUGCUUAUGCGAAAAAUGAUACAAAUACACCUUUAGCUUGUGUUGAAGCUGUUUUAACCAAUGGUAAAACUGUUCAAACCAAGUAUGCUUCAUGGCCAAUUGCAGCCAUUUCAGGUCUUGGUUUAAUCACAUCUGGUAUUGUUUCAAUUAUUGGUCAUUCCAAUACUGCUGCUCAUAUUGCUUCAAAUUCUAUUUCUUUAUUCGUUUAUUUCCAAAAUUUGGCAAUUACUUCAAUGAUGGCUGUUAGCAGAGUCCCACCUAUUGCUGCUGCUUGGGCUCAAAAUUUCCAAUGGUCUAUGGGUAUUAUUAACACAUCGUUCAUGCAAAAGGCAAUCAAAUGGUAUGUUCAAGCAACUGGUGGUCACUCUACUAUCGUUGUCGAAAAUUCAAAUAUUCUUUCAAUCUCUGUGCAAAAAAGAGAUUUCAUUGAAAGUUUAUUGAAAAGAGCUGCUCCAAUUGCUGCUGAUACAGGAAUAACUUUAUUGAAAAGAGCCGGUGAUUCAAUUGAUGAAUUAGAUGAUAGUUCUCUAUACACAACAGAUGAACACAACACAAAUGAUAUCACGUCCAAGAUUUUGAUUUUAAGAGGUAUUCAAAGAGUUGCAUAUUUAGCUGGUAUCGAAAUCUCAAAUUUCUUCUUAACUGGUAUUGUCUUCUUUUUAUUCUUCGUCUUUGUUUUGUUGAUUUGUUUAAUCUUUUUCAAAGCAUUAGUGGAACUAUUGAUUAGAUCAAAUAUCAUGAAACAACAUAAAUUCAAUGAAUUUAGACAACAGUGGGCCACAAUUAUCAAAGGUACGUUAUUUAGACUGGCCUUGAUUGCGUUACCUCAAGUGUCUUUGUUAACUUUGUGGGAAUUUACUGAACGUGAUUCUCCUGCAACCAUUGUUGUUGCAGUGUUUUUAUUAUUGAUUGUCUUUGGGUUAUUAUUAUAUGGUGCAACAAGAGUUAUCUUGAUUGGUAGAGAAAGUUCAAGAUUAUAUAAAACACCAGCUUAUCUAUUAUAUGGUAACAUGAAAAUCUUGAACAGAUUUGGAUUCUUAUAUGUUCAAUUCCAAGCUGAUUACUAUUGGUGGUUAGUUCCAUUAUUAGGUUAUACUAUUUUACGUUCAAUCUUCGUUGCUUUGAUUCAAGCUUAUGGUAAAGCUCAAGCUUUAUGUGUUUUCAUUAUUGAAUUAGUUUAUUUUGUUGCUUUAUGUUGGAAAAGACCAUAUAUGGAUAAGAGAACAAAUGUUUUCAACAUUUUAAUUCAUCUUGUCAAUUUUUUCAAUUCUAUUAUGUUUUUGUUUUUUUCGAACUUGUUCAAACAACCUCAAGUUGUUUCAUCAGUUUGUGCUGUUGUUUUGUUUGUUGUUAAUGCUGUUUUCGCCUUGUUUUUGUUAAUUUUCACAAUCGUUACAUGUACUUUAUCAUUGCUUUACAAGAACCCAGAUACAAGAUAUCAACCAAUGAAAGAUGAUAGAGUGUCAUUCAUUCCAAGAACUGAAGCUGUUGAAAAAACAAACAAAAAAGAUACAGAAUUAUUAGCUUUAGGUGAAACUGUGUUGAAAGGUCAACAACCUCAACAAUUAAAUCAGAUGCAAGAUUCAGAAUCAGAUUCAGAAAGUUCAAAUAAAUUCCCACAAUCAAGAAUCCCAUUCAACGGUAAUGAAAGAUCUCGUUCAGAUUCAUUGAACAGUAGCUCACAAGUUGAACCAUCAAGUGCAGUCUUGGGUACAACUAACAAUCUAACCAGACCGGGAAUAUCGUUUGCUGAUACCACAUAUAGAGGUAAUUCAAGAUUUAAUCUCAAUGAUUCAAAUGAAUUCGUGAACAAUCCAUAUGAAAAUCCAUAUGCAAGGGCAAGACAAAACAACAAUGGCAGUAACAAUCGUUUUUGA